AUGGAGAAUCUUCGUGCCAAAAUGAUGACAGAAAUCAAGCAGUUGAAAACUAGGAAAGGAGGCGAAAGAUUGGAGCAAGUGAUGAAGGAAGCAAGCACUACCCCGCUGACACAACGUUUUGCCAAAUCUCUCAUUCCACAGAAGUGUCCAGUUCCGGCCUUCGAGUGUUACGAUGGAUCCAGUGAUCCCGUAACCCAUCUUCUGUAUUAUAACCGAAUGAUGGCACGAUGGGAUUAUGAUGACGCCAUACUUUGCAGAUACUUUCCCUCGAGUCUAAAAGGGUCACCGUUGUCUUGGUUUGACAAUUUACCACCGAGUUUCAUCGAUUCUUACGACCAGCUCACCGAGAAAUUCUUGACAACCUACAUAUGGCAUAAGAUAUCUCAAGCCAUCGGAAACGUGGAUCCAGUAGUUAGCAUCAACUGCUACAAAUGGGGGAUGGACAGGAUGAGUCCCCUAUUUAUCGGGAUCCACGACACCAUCCCUGCUACCGAAGGAGAUCUUCGAGUAAUCAUAGAAAAACAUGAAAGGUUAGAGGAGAUCCAACGAGAGAAUCCCAAAGCUCAUACUCAGCGUCCCUCACGCACGAAUUUUGUAAAACAAGCUAGCGGGUCCAAAAGAGGCAACUCAGAUGAACAACCCGGCAAGGACAGAAGAGAACGAAGAGAUGAUCCACGAAGGGGUGACCGAAAAUUCGAAGACCAGGUCUACACGAAGCUAAAUACCAGCUAUUCAUGCAUCCUGAAGGAAAUCAAGGGUCGGGAAAACCUCGAUUGGCCAUGGUCCAAGGGAAAGCAGCCCCCAAGAUCAAAAAAGUCGAGAGAAUACUGUGAAUAUCACUGUUUCAAUGUUCACCAAACAGAUAAAUGCAAGAAUCUCAAGAUAAUGAUUCAAAAGUUGAACGACGCAGGAGUUCUUAAACAGUACGUACAUAGGACUAGCACCGAAGACAAGGCUAAACGAAGCAAGUAG
Messenger RNA from Papaver somniferum (opium poppy), 972 nucleotides. RefSeq lists its product as uncharacterized. Bases 1 to 972 code for a protein of 323 amino acids. The record is from RefSeq and is a predicted model, not a curated record. Lineage: Eukaryota; Viridiplantae; Streptophyta; Magnoliopsida; Ranunculales; Papaveraceae. The transcript is spliced from 2 exons.